UGUAUUUAACUGUUCAUUCAUACAGUGAAUUAUUGAAUGAAGAAGAAAAUAAUUUCUUCAGAAACUUUUAUUAACCCAAUUAGAUAUCAAAACAUAAUUGAAACGUCUUCAUUAACGUUUAAUUGUCUUCCGGCAAAUGUGAAAAUUUAAAUAAAGUUAAGAACAGGAGAAAUUUAAUUAAACUCAUCAUGGGAAUUCGAGGGCCAGGCUCGAAAGGCUAUGAAGAAGUUGAAGGUGUUAACAUAUCUACGAUUACAACAAGUCAAAACCCCAAUGGAAUUUCUAUCACAAAUACCAAUGGUUUGGUUUCACCGCAAUUCGAGCUUGCAAGCGUUUCUGUCGUUCCUGAUGAUACUUUUACUGUUGCGCAGGCGGUGAAUGCUUUAGGAUUUGGAUGGUUUCAAGUGAAGUUAUCGCUUUUUGUGGGACUCUGUUGGAUGAGUGAUUCCAUGGAAAUGACAAUUCUGUCCGUCCUCGGCCCAGCAUUGCAUUGUGAUUGGGGAAUCAGUCGAUAUCAACAAGCAAUGGUCACAACAGUCGUCUUUCUAGGCAUGAUGUUGAGCAGCACAUUUUGGGGAAGUCUCAGUGACAAAUAUGGAAGAAAACCGGCAUUGACACUUUGCGGAAUUUUACUUUUCCUUUAUGGACUUCUUAGUGCUGUAGCACCAAACUUGGGUUGGCUUUUAUUACUUCGAGGACUUGUAGGAUUUGCUAUUGGUGCCGUUCCUCAAAGUGUCACUCUUUAUGCAGAAUUCCUUCCAACCAAGCAAAGGGCAAAGUGUGUCGUUCUUUUAGAUUGCUUUUGGGCACUUGGCGCAUGUUUUGAAGUUGUUCUUGCAAUGGCUGUCGUACCGAAUUUUGGAUGGCGAUGGCUUUUGGGUUUAUCAGCAGCACCUUUAUUUGUUUUUGCAUGCUUAACUCCGUGGCUUCCUGAAUCAGCAAGAUAUCAUGUUUCAUGUGGUCAAAAUGAAAAAGCGUUGACGACAUUGGAAACUAUCGCUAAAGACAAUCGAAGACCGAUGUUGUUAGGAAGACUUGUUGUCGAAGGAAGUUCAAAUUCUCGUGGUAGCUUGAAAGCUCUCUUGAGUUCAUCAUUGAGAAGAACGACACUUUUAUUGUGGUUUAUUUGGAUGUCGUGUGCUUUCUGUUAUUACGGGUUAGUGUUGAUGUCAACAGAAUUGUUUGGAGGGAAGAAUCGAACACCCACGCCAGGUCUUGAUGAUUGUCAUGCUUUGGCUACCACUGAUUACAUGGACCUUUUAUGGACAACAUUAGCUGAGUUCCCAGGAAUAUUCACAACCAUUUAUAUUAUUGAAAGAUGUGGAAGGAAGAAAACAAUGGCAUUUCAAUUUCUUUUAUAUGCUGGAUGCGUUUCAUUAAUCACUGUGACGACUGAUCGAGUUCUUCUCACAUUGAUAUUGUUUUUGGGACGAGGUGUCAUCGCUGGUCUCUUUCAAGCAGCUUAUGUUUACACACCAGAAGUCUACCCAACAAAUUUAAGAUCAAUUGGUGUUGGUGGAUGUUCAUCGUUGGCAAGACUUGGUGCUAUGUGUACGCCUUAUGUCGCUCAAGUGUUACUUCAAGCUUCUGUUGGACAAGCUGUGGCAGUUUAUGGGAUAUUUGCAAUAUGUGCUUCCAUUGCUUGCUUAUUUCUUCCUUACGAAACUCGUGGAAACGAUUUGUCACAAUAACCAAUUACUUAACUUAAUUUAUUUCAAACUUUUACACUUGCUAUGCCUGAUAUGAUAGUACUAAAUGUUAAUGUAUCGAUUGAGGCAUUGGUGAAUGACUGAAAAGCAAUUUUUAAGCAAUUUUGUAAAUUGAUCAAAGACAUAAGAAUUUAAGUACAUAAAUUUAUUU
Clunio marinus is the source of this 1860-nucleotide messenger RNA. The record is from the annotation of a GenBank genome assembly. NCBI's taxonomy places the organism in Eukaryota, Metazoa, Arthropoda, Insecta, Diptera, Chironomidae.